AUGGUAAAAUGGGCCAUUGAAUUGGGCGAAUAUGAUGUGAUGUUCGAGCCCCGUACAACCAUUAAGGCGCAGGCCUUGGCUGACUUUAUCCAAGAGACCACGAGAUGGCCGUUGCGAGGACCAUGGACGGCGCAGGUUGACGGCUCCGUCACCAAGGAGGGGUGUGGAGUCGGAAUAUAUAUCGAAUCACCAGAAGAUGGAGCCUACCAGUUUGUGAUCAAGUUCGAGGACAAGAUGUCAAACAAUGAGACGGAAUAUGAGGCAGUGAUAAGGGCCGCCCACAUCUUGAAGGAGCUCAGAGCAGAUACAGCCAUAAUCAAGACCGAUUCCCAACUGGUAGCCCAGCAGCUGAGAGGUGAAUGUGAGGUUCGAGAUGACAGAAUGAGAGCUUAUUAUGAUCAAAUGCAACAACUCAAGGAAAAAUUUGAAGAACUGGAAAUAGUACAAGUACCCCGAGAAGAAAAUCGAAGGGCUGAUCUGCUAGCAAGGAUGGCCAGCGCCGUCGAUCAAUCAUGGAACAAUGAAGUCAUGCUCCUAUUCGAGCCAAAGAGGAGUCCAGAAGUCCAAGUCUGCGCUGUCGAAGCGGUGAAUGAUUGGCGAGCCCCAAUAAUUCAUUUCUUACGAACAGGGGAAAGAAUGGAGGGAGACACAGCAAAGUACGCUAGAUAUGAGAAUUUUUGCUUGAUCAGCAACCAGUUUUAUAAGAGAUCUUUCACACAUCCGUUCCUCAAAUGUUUAUCGUCGCAAGAGGCAGAGUUUGCUCUAAAGGAAAUCCAUCAGGGAUGCUGUGGGAACCACGCGGGAUACAAAGACUCGACCAGAAAAAUCAUCAGAGCAGGUUUUUAUUGGCCUGGCAUCGACAGGGAUACCAAAGCUUAUGUAAAGAAGUGUGCACCUUGCCAGAGACAUGCGCCAAGAAUCAACGUCCCAGGGGAAGAAAUGGGGAUAAUGUACUCAGCACAUCCCUUCGACAAAUGGGGAAUUGAUAUCGUGGGCAAACUACCGACGGCACCGGGGGGAAAAUGCUUCCUGAUAGUGGCAGUGGAUUAUUUUUCGAAAUGGGUGGAAGCAGAGGCUGUAACAAAAGUGGACGAGGCCACCAUCGAAAAGUUCAUCUGGAAAAACAUCUGUUGCAGAUAUGGGGUGCCCAGAGUUCUAAUAUCAGAUAACGGAACCCAGUUCACUAGCCACAAAAUUGAAGAUUUUUGUUCAAGAAUGGACAUCGAGCAAAGAUUCGUCUCAGUAGCCCAUCCCCAAGCCAAUGGUCAAGUCGAGCUGGCUAAUCGCACUAUCUGCGAGGGCAUCAAGAAAAGAUUGGAAAGAAGCAGAUGA
Messenger RNA from Salvia miltiorrhiza (redroot sage), 1332 nucleotides. RefSeq lists its product as uncharacterized. The transcript has a single exon. Gene Ontology annotation, biological process: DNA integration. Lineage: Eukaryota; Viridiplantae; Streptophyta; Magnoliopsida; Lamiales; Lamiaceae. Gene Ontology annotation, molecular function: nucleic acid binding; RNA-DNA hybrid ribonuclease activity. Bases 1 to 1332 code for a protein of 443 amino acids. The record is from RefSeq and is a predicted model, not a curated record.